Molecule: messenger RNA, 5822 nt
Organism: Porites lobata
Lineage: Eukaryota; Metazoa; Cnidaria; Anthozoa; Scleractinia; Poritidae
Source: the annotation of a GenBank genome assembly
CGGACAAGUAAACCCUCAUUCAUUUUUGGAGAUAUCCACUGAAUGUAUCGCUUAUUCCCGUUCUACAUCGUUGCAGAUAUUACGUUAAACUAAACUUCUAAAAUGGCCGAAUUUCAAGCGGUAAUCAUGGCGGCUGGCACAGGCUCGCGAAUGUUUCCUUUGACUGAGAAAAUUCCCAAAGCUCUCUUGCCUGUGGGAAAUUUACCAGUGAUAUGGUAUCCCAUCAAUUUGCUGGAUAAAGCAGGCUUUGAGGGUAAGGAACAUAAAUUUUUUGUUAAAGCUUUCCUAUGUACACUGAAUUCCUGGUGACAAAAUGCUUAAAAAUAUGUUGGAAAUCUUACCUUACCCAGAGAUUCCCAGAGUACAUAAAUGUUGUGGUUCAAUCUUUUUUUUGGGGGGGGGGAGGGGUUAAAUUUAUUAACUUUACUUUGUUUCGUUAUCAGACAGACAGCCUUUAUUUUAGCACGAUGAUAUUAAAAGCAUUGCAGCUUAUGGGGUCAUGAAGUAAGACAGACAGACAGCCUCAUUAUGAUACAUCACCAUAACCUAAAACAAAGGAAAAAUUAUUAGCUGGGUGCAGGGAAAAAAUUGACAAUUCCGUUGCUUCCACCCCAUCAGUUUUUUCCUUGUGUCUUUUUUGCGUUUGCCGUGUACAAAUUAACUCGAUUCCCACCAUCUGAAUGCCUGAAACAGGCUACAUAACCCUCUCCCUAUGCAUUUCUCAUUCUCAUAUGUGUACAUCAUGCAUAGACUGUCAUUGGUACCCAGGAAGGGUAGGGUCUAUUUUGGGAUGCAACCACUGGUAGAUGAGUCACUGGCGACACUGAAAAGUGCUGUCAAUUUUUGCAUUAGUGACUUUGUCUAAAGAAAAAAAAAUUAAAGUUGCUGAUUUGCAACGCCAUCACUGGUUUCCCUGCAAAAUAAUGUCUGAGGAGUAAGCAAAGAAAUUCCGUACUGGUGAUGCACUACCCAGAUUUGGAUGGUGCUUCUGAUUGGUCUUGCUGGCAGGGAAUUUUAUUCCACAUUUUGGGGACCCUCAUUAAGGUUUGGCUGCUUACAUGGCCUUUAACUGGGAACUGAUAACAGUUAACAACAAUAACAUGUCCAUGUGUUGAUUUUUUUGCCAGAGAUCAUUAUUAUAGUGCUCGAUUCAGCACUCACACAAUUCCAUCAAAUUUUAACAAGCCUCUGUAAUCCAAAACUGAAGUUGGACUUUGUUACCAUUCCUGAUGAUGAAGACUUCCACGGUACUGCUGAUGCUCUUAGGCACAUUAAAGACAAAAUAGAGGUAUGUGCCUUGAUUUCUGUGUGGCAAGUGUAAAGAAAUAGUGUCUUACAUGGUGGACUUUGUCAAGUAAUCCCUCAGUUCACUAGCCUGUGUAGUAAGCAAUUUUCUUGGAGUGGCUAGAGGAUAAAAUUUUGUUGCAAAGCUGCGAAAACAUGUAGCAUCUUUAUCACUGCUUCAAUGAAUUAAACAGUUGCACUGGAUCGCAGUUCGAUUUUGUUAAGAUCAAUUUUCCCCACGCAGCUGCAUAAUAAAACAAUGCAUUCGCCUUACAAUGAUGUAAAUUCAGUGAGAUUUGCAGUCGCGCCAUAUCAAACAUACCCCCAUAGAUUCUGUUAAUGAAUUGGUUAUUUGAAACAUGAAUCUGUUGGUCAUUGCCGCAGCCAGAAUCAAAUUAAACAUCUGCAUUCUUAUAUGCAUAAUGAGCAGUGAAAUUAUUAACCUCUCUGUAUUCAAUCAGAUUGAAAACUGUUUGGAUGGAUAAAAUUUCUUUGAAGACAUUUACAUCAAAUUCAAGAAAGUAGAGCUGGUAUAAAUUUGUCAUAACUAACUUGUGGGUGAAUUCUCUGCUCAUGACACAUGAAGGAAUGCAGACAUAAAUCUGGAAUCUAGCAACUACCAAUGGUUUCAACUUUUAAAUAUAAAUAAAUUCAUUAAUGGCAAAUACUAGUAUACUACAUAAUCAUAUGACUCAUUCAAAUACUCUUUUUAUUGUCAAAAUUUUUGCAGAAAGAUGUUUUUGUUGUGAGUUGUGAUCUUAUCACAGAUGUUGCUCUUCAUCAUCUUGCUGAUAUUCAUCGCAGCCAUGACUCCACCCUUACUGCUUUUCUGGCUCCUGUGCCACAGACAAGUGCAGACAGAGAAGCUGCUAAUAAUCCCAAAGCAAAAAAGAAAACUGACACUUCAGGUAUAUACUUGUUGCUAAAUACGUGUUUUGCUGCAGAGGUGAAAUACUAAUAUUAUAGUAAAAUUAUAUUAACUCUCUAUUAGAAGCCCUAGGAGUGAUGACAGCAUCAAAUUUGUCCUUGUAAAAUGAAAUACCUCAUAAAAAAAGAGUGCUCACUGAUCAACUAAGAAUUGAUUGGUAAUAUAUAAAAUCAUUUGUUGUUUCUUUAUUUGAACAGGCCAGCUUGAUUACAUCGGAAUUGACUCAAGAGAGAACAAGCUGUUGUUUUUCAAACCUGAAGCUGAUCUAGAUGAAGCGUUAGUAAUAAGAAAACCUCUUCUUAAAAGGUACAGUUUCCGUUAUGGUACCUGAACCUCUAUCGCUCACACAGAUAUUCUUGGCUUCAUCUUUCUAUACACAGCUGUAGUCAACAGUCAGUCAUUGGACAACGUGUAACUAAAUUGACCCACGUGAAAAAUGCCUCAGAAAUUAAACUGACUAUUAUUGAAAACAGUUUUGAAUCUUUGGGAAAAUGAGCUUAAUUCCAAACUAAAACACCAAAAAUCUAAAACUUCAGUUAUAUCCAGGAGAAUUGGAGACUCAUACAGGAGAUUUGGAAAUUUGUGCCAUACAAAUCACAUACAUAUAUCAGGGAGACCCAUAGAUAAUCUAUGUUUAAAAUAGAACUCUGCAAAUUAAUGACCGGCACUUUUACUACACUACAGCCAUUUCCGCUGUGUAUGUAGAAUUGGCCACUAGUUUAUGGGGAUGUUUCUGUAUUGCUGAGGACAUUGAUAUUGUGAUAGAACUAACUUUUGUAGCCGUUGUGGCAGUGGUAUUACUUUGCUUAUACUGCUACAUGAGAAAUUUCUGUAAUUUGAUUGGCUUAGAGCAGUGGUAUUUCAGCUUAAUUUGAAAUACCUACAUGUGAAAAAAACCUUUUGUGGGUAGUAUAACAAAUAAUAGCAUUAUUUGUACGUGAUAUUUGGCGUAAAUACCACUUGUGAUAUUUCAAAAUUGUCUCAAAUUUCACUCGCCUAACAGCUCGUGAAAUUAUGUAUAACAAUUAUUUUGAAAUAUCACUUGUGGUAUUUAUGUCAAAUAUCACCACAAAUCAUGCUAUUACCUAUACAAACAAAAAUAUUGAUCCACUUUUAUAGAUAUCCUUGUAUCAACAUUGUAAAGAAUCUAAUGGAUGCACAUUUAUACAUAAUCAAGAAAUGGGUGGUGGAUUACCUGGCAGAAAACAAGUAAGAGUUUUCCUAAGGUGUACAUGUCAGAAAAUUAACUCAACUUUGUAAGAUUUCUUUGUGAAAAACUUUAUGGAUUGAACAAUGUUUUAAUUUCAGGGCAAUCAGCUCAAUAAAGGGGGAACUCAUUCCUUAUCUGGUGAAUAAACAGUUUCAAGAACACAAAAAUGUGGACAGAGAAGUCACUGGAACUGCAGAAAAGAAGUGUCUCAAUCAAGAGUCAGGCAAUAGUAAAAUAGGUAAACACCCUUCGGGGGCAGUUAGUCAGGUUGAUAAAUCUUACAGUAAACUUUCACCACAAACAUUUUAUCGACCCUACUAACUGCCCCUGGGUCUCCAAGGAUGUGUAUUUCUCAGCUAUCCUCAUGGCUGAACUUCUCUCCUGGUCUUUCAAAAUACACUGAAAUGUGCUUUCGGUCCCCUCAAAAUUUAACUUUCUUAAGAAAAAGGGACAUCCCCUUUCUUAUACCCCCUUCCACAUACGGCUGUGCCACAUGAAAAAAAACCUUUCAAUCUUCUCUUAUCAGCUACUUGAUUUUUCCCCUUAUACCUUAAAAUUUUUGGAGAACCCUGAUAAAGCUUGUUAAUCUUUGCUUUCUUACCAGAUAUUUAUGACUAUGUAAGAGAGGGUGACAUUACGUCAUAUACCAGAGAGUUAUCCUCCUGGAGUGGUACACUAACAGAUAUCGACCAUAGCAACACCAUCAGAUGUCAUGCAUUUCUCAUGGAAAGUGGAACAUGUCUUAGAACAAAUACUGUACCACUGUAUAUGGAGGCAAACAGACUGGUAUUUUUUUUUCUUUCUGUGCACUUCACUUAGAAAUAAUUAUUGGCAGAUUAGAUUAUAACUUAUCCUUGGAGAGUGAGUGGAAGUCGCUCAUGGUGCCACAAUGUAGUUGUAUGUUAUAUGUUGUGUGGAAAGAGUUAAAUGAAUGGUAGGUUGCAGGUGUUUCAAUAUUGAAUUUAAAGAUAUUUCUAUUUUCUUACUAUAGAUAUCAAAACUUUUGCCGUCUCUGACAGCAAAGGAAAUCCCAUUGAUUCACCCAUUGGCAUCAAUAAACCCUAAAUCACAGGUAGGAAAUCAUUUAAUUAUAUGGUGCAUUGAAUCAUAUAUGACAGGUUUUGCUACAUGUACAGUGUAUGUGCUAAGAAGAAUGACUCAGUAAUAUUGAUUAACCCAGUGGUUGUUGGUUCUCACUGCUGCUUCCCCUCCUUCCAACCUCAAGACAUAUUUCCUUCCUUCUACCACUUAAUAUAAUAAAUAUUUUGCUUUAAAACUCCGUUUCAUAAUAAUUUUAGUUUGAUCAAACUUUAAAGGCUGGUAGUACAUCAAACUGCAAAAUCGCUUCACUACUCCACCUCUGGAUCUUAGAGUCUAAAUGAAGAUUUCUUUUUCUAUUUUUCAGGUGGGGAAUGAUUGUAUGUUGGAUGACAGCGUUUCAGUGGGAGAGAAAGUUUCAAUAAAGAAAUCUGUGAUCGGUAAACACACCACCAUUGGAGAGAAAGUCAAGAUCAGUAACUCUGUAAUCAUGGAUCAUGUAACCAUCAGAGACGGGUAAGUCAAUAAUAAUAUUAUUAUUACAAACAAUGCCAACCAUCCCUUUCUUCUGAUCUUCGAAGACUCAGGGACAGUCAGGUAGGGCAGAAGAAUUCACUUUAAAAGUGCUGUCAGUUUUUGUCAUCGUAUAAUUUUCACCCGCCCCAACUAAGUGUUGCUCUUUCUUUUUCUGCCAGUGCACAGUGGAUCCUUUUAAAACAGUGAAGUGGCUUGAAUUAUAUUAUUGGUGAUGAAUGUUUUUUUUUUUUACACUUACAGUCACACCAGGUAAAGCGUACCGCCCCUAGAUUCCAUUAAUGAAUCCAUUAUUUGAAAAAAUGAAUCUGUUACUGUUGUGCCACAACCAGUAUUCCAAAUUCAAAUCUGCAUUUCUGCAUGCGUAAUGAGCAGUGAAUUUUUAGCUACAACUUCUCAGUUUUUGGUUGGAUUGAAAAAUCUUUGAAUGGAUAAAAUGCUUUGAAAGUAUUAUUUUAUAUCAAAUUUAUGAAAACUGAGCUGGCAGAAAUUUUAUAACUUCUUCAUGUGGGAAUUCACUUCUCAAUGACAAUAGGCAUGCAGGAAUGCAGAGAUGAAUCUGAAAUCUACGAUUACCAAGUACCAAUGGAUUUAACUUUUGAAUACAAUUAAAUUCAUUAAAAAAUCAAUUCUUGUGGGGUAUGCUUGACCAGGCUUGACCUUAACAUUCUGUUAUUAUUAUGGUUUGGCCUUGCUAGAUGCAACAUCCAAGGGAGCAUUAUAUGCACAAACGCAUACAUCAAAGACAAUGCGAGUCUUAAAGAUUGCCAGGUUGGAGACUCGCAUACCAUAACAGAGGCAGGUGAGUGGUUGAUUGAGGCUAUUUAA